AUGAUGCAGAAUCUUCACAACCUGCUCAACUUGGUCUUUCUCGAAUUCACGGGAGAAGAAGGAGAAGAAGAAAAAGAAGAAGAAGAGGAGGAGGAGGAGGAGGAAGAAGAAGAAGAAGAAGAAGAAGAAGAAGAAGAAGAAGAAGAAGAAGAAGAAGAAAAUGAUUACCAGUUUCCCCCCUUGAUGUUUUCGUCAGGUGAAGUUCCAACGAAGAAAUGA
Messenger RNA from Spirometra erinaceieuropaei, 219 nucleotides. Lineage: Eukaryota; Metazoa; Platyhelminthes; Cestoda; Diphyllobothriidea; Diphyllobothriidae. The record is from the annotation of a GenBank genome assembly.